Messenger RNA from Mesocricetus auratus (golden hamster), 682 nucleotides. RefSeq names its product complement C5. The transcript has 5 exons. The record is from RefSeq and is a predicted model, not a curated record. Gene Ontology annotation, cellular component: extracellular region. Gene Ontology annotation, biological process: inflammatory response; complement activation. Lineage: Eukaryota; Metazoa; Chordata; Mammalia; Rodentia; Cricetidae. The annotation marks the transcript as partial.
AUACGGUAGAUGGACAAUUAAAGCUAAAUACAGAGAGGAUGAUUCAAUCAAUGGAACCACACACUUUGACGUCAAAGAACACGAUAAAGCUUACAAAACAACUCUCAUGCCAAUACCUGAUCUGCAGCACCAAGUGGGAAUUCCAGAUGCAGCCCAAGGUGUGAAUCUCCAGCCAGAACAUUACCUGGAACAGAAAAUAGAGGAACAAGCCUCUACAUACAAAUAUCCAUUGCUAAAGAAGUGUUGUUAUGACGGAGCUGCACUCAAUAGAUAUGGAACCUGUGAGCAACGAGCUGAACGUGUGAAAAUAGGUCCCCGCUGUGUCAAAGCCUUCACUACCUGCUGUACCCUGGCACAUGAGAUCAGAGAUGAACACACCUUUAAAGAAACAUACUUGUUAUCGCCCCCCAUAAAUGAAGAGAUUAUCUCACUGUAUUGAAUGUGUAACGAGAAGAGGGUGCUCACGGCACUGUUGCUGCCACACACAAUGCUGGCAUGCUGCCCAGGGAGAGCUGAAGACCCGAAGCACACACUGCUGAGUGCCACCGUGCUGCCCAGAUGCUCAGAUGUCUGAACCUCUACGUGGAAUCAACACGGAUGACCAGUUUGCCAACAGAGCCCGAAGCCUCUAAAAUGAUAAUCAUAAUCAGAAUAUUUAAAUCAAUAAACUACUAUUACCCAG